This is a messenger RNA of Melanotaenia boesemani (Boeseman's rainbowfish), 1207 nucleotides long. RefSeq lists its product as uncharacterized. Bases 54 to 818 code for a protein of 254 amino acids. The transcript is spliced from 6 exons. NCBI's taxonomy places the organism in Eukaryota, Metazoa, Chordata, Actinopteri, Atheriniformes, Melanotaeniidae. The record is from RefSeq and is a predicted model, not a curated record.
CAAGAAAGAAGAAUGUCAUGAAGUGCUGAGACUCUGUGACGAUUACUCUGAAGAUGAAGUUUCCCUUUGUUCUCAUUCUUUUAGUAGAUAUUCCUUAUCUAAAAGGACAGCAGAGGAUUGAGGUGCUUCAACACAUUUUGCUGAGACUCUCAUUUCCUCCGUUUUACAACAGUUACAUGAAAUCCUGCUGCAAACUGUAUCAUGGAGGAUGUUACAAGCUGAUGGACAACACAGGAUUUACCUGUGAAUUCCUGAGAGGGAGGGUCACAAAAACAGAGAAAGAUGGCUGGAUAGAGUUUAAAAUAAUAAAUGUGCAGUUUGUGGAUGGAGGCUAUUACAGAUGUGGUGUUCUGGGAGCACAAACACAGAUUUAUAGUGACUACUAUGUUGAGGUUUUUGCUUCAGAUCACCACAGGCAUCCUGAGCCGCCACUGACAACAACCGUCAAAGUCCCCAACAGCUCCCCGAGACACCCAGACUCCACUGGACCUGCUCUGUCAGAGGACCGCAGUGAUGAUAACAGAGCUUCCUGGAGUUUUGGUCUACCACUGGCUGUCCUUGUGUCCAUCACAGUGAUGAUUUUUGUCUCUGCAAUGAUUGCUGCUGUUUGUUUCAGAGUCAAGGCCAAAUGUAAAAAGUCGGACACAUAUGAAGAAACUCUGUCUGAGUCAUUGACACAAGAAGCUCCGUUUCUUCUAGGAGAUGAAUGCUGUAGUCUACACAACGAUAGACUUCACAGCUCACCAGGACCCCAACGCAAUGUAUGCCAACCUGAGGAUGCCAAAAAUACAAGCAAGUGCCCCGGAUGUGGAUCAUAGUGGAAUGGUGGAGUACUCCACACUUGCAAUCCAACUCUAAUUUCAGCUUGCAGAAUUAAACAGUCCACAACUAUUAAUCCCUCAUACUAAUUUUUACUUCUUGCAUUUAAUCCUAUUCUAUUUUAAUUUUUUAUGCCUUUAUUUUUAUUUCUUUUAUUUCUUUUACAAAGUUGGUUUUUAAAAUACGUUUUAAUGCUUCUUCUGCGCCCGCUGUAAUGCUUUUAAUGUUUUAUGUCAAGCUCCUUGAAUGAUUUUGUACAUGAAAUGUGCUUAAAAAUAAACUUACCUUGCAUAACCAGACAAAUGGGAUGUAAUGUGGAGUUGGUUGUUUUGUGGUGCUAUAAAACUGAUGUCAUAGCCACUAAUGUUUUAGUUUUAAAUAUUUGAGA